GCAACGUCUCCAUCUUCAAGUGAGAGUCAUCCGCAUACCAUAUCAAACAGAUAUCCUACGACUUCUUGCAGUGACCACAAUCUCCACUCAAUCAACCUUUUAAAACACCAAACACAAUCGCAUCACCAAACCGAAGAUGCAUUUAACCAAGCCAGCUCUCUUCGCUGCUUCCCUCUUAUGGGCUACCGCCUUUGCCUCUCCCAUCAACUCUCCGGCCAUACUCAGAACUAGAGGACUCAUUGGUGGUUCCACAACCGAUGGUAGUACGAAAGACAUUGCAGGCAAUACCGCUGCCGGCAAUCCUGUAGGAGAUGACAAUACGAAAAGUAUUUCAAAAAGUAAUGCUGUCGAGGGUGCUAUAGACAGUUUUCAUUUGGACGACUUUGCAGGGAGUCUUACUGCUCGCGAUGUUUCAAAGAGGGGUCAUAGACGCAGCAGUGCCCCUGGUUCAUCUAGUGGCUCUGGUUCAUCUAGUGACCCUGAUUCUAGUCGUCCUUCUGGUCCAUCUAUUGUUACUGAUGCAGUUUGUGGUGCCUCCGAUACUACACAAAAUGAUUCUUCGAAGGAUGCGAACGAAGCGAACGAUGCUAAAUCAGACUCUGGUACUCUUGGCGAUCUUAUGAGGCGUGGUAUUGUCGGGGCUAAUGCGGAAGGUCUUACUGCUCGCGAUGUUUCAAAGAGGGGUCAUAGACGCAGCAGUGCCCCUGGUUCAUCUAGUGGCUCUGGUUCUAGUCGUCCUUCUGGUUCAUCUAGUGGUGUCACUGAUGCAGUUUGUGAUGCCUCUGAUACUACACAAAAUGAUUCUGCGAAGGAUGCGAACGAUGGUGGUCCCUCUGAUUUAUCUAGUCGUCCCCCUGGUUCAUCUGGUGGUCCCUCUGAUUCAUCUAGUAUUUCCCCUGGUUCAUCUGGUAUUCCCCCUGCUUCAUCUAGUGGUGUCACUGAUUUAGUUGGUGAUAACUUCGAUAUUGUACAAAAUGAUUCUGCGAAGGAUGCGAAGGAUGCGAACGAUGCUAAAUCAGAUUCUGGUACUCUUGGCGAUCUUAUGAGGCGUGGUAUUGUCGGUACUAACGGCGCUGAGAAGCGUUUUGUUGCCCGCAAUAAUGACGGUACUGUACACGAUGCUAAUAAAGCUGUACACGAUGCCAACAAAGCUGUCCAUAAUGCCCUGCAUGGAUUGCUGCAUGGGAUAUUACUCUGAGCUGAAAAGUCCGAUCAGAAAAAGGCCAUUUUGGUGGCUUGCACACCAGCUUUGCCUCUGAUAGUACGUUAGGCGUUUAGUGGGAAGUCAUAUGUAUACGCCCGUCAGGUCAUAAAGAUUCUUGGUUCGGUCAUUCUGUCGAUAUUAUCGUUGUCGAUGUACUUCUUCUGUUCAGCGGAUCUAUUAUACACGUAUUGGUAGUUCAUUUUAUACAUAAUACACAAACAAGCAUUCUUGAUUUAAUUUCAGCAGUUUAUAAUACUUCUUUUACGCA
Messenger RNA from Botrytis cinerea B05.10, 1472 nucleotides. RefSeq lists its product as hypothetical. The coding region runs from base 137 to 1198 and encodes 353 amino acids. Lineage: Eukaryota; Fungi; Ascomycota; Leotiomycetes; Helotiales; Sclerotiniaceae. The record is from RefSeq and is a predicted model, not a curated record. The transcript is spliced from 2 exons.